Messenger RNA from Gilbertella persicaria, 1045 nucleotides. RefSeq lists its product as uncharacterized. Gene Ontology annotation, biological process: regulation of DNA-templated transcription. The transcript has 2 exons. NCBI's taxonomy places the organism in Eukaryota, Fungi, Mucoromycota, Mucoromycetes, Mucorales, Choanephoraceae. The coding region runs from base 255 to 575 and encodes 106 amino acids. Gene Ontology annotation, molecular function: DNA-binding transcription factor activity. The record is from RefSeq and is a predicted model, not a curated record.
CGUAUGAAUCUUCUUAUUUUCUUGGCAAUAAACAACCUCCAUUUAUUUUUUUUUCCCUUCAAAGUUACGGGACGUGAGACAAAUUCUUCUCAAAUAUCUAAGGAGAUAUAUACUUAUUUUUGUUCAGAUGUCUUCUGUAAUAAGUUCGUCUUUCAUAUUCCGCGUGAGGGACCAACGGUAAGUUCUUGAUUCCUACUGAUUGGAUUUUCCUUGACUGUGAUCGAAAAUCUAAAAAAAAAUUCUUUUUAUCCAUUAUGAAAGCAGGCCGUCAUAGAAUUUAUACCAACGAACAACGCAAAGCACGUAACCGAGAAGCUCAAGCAGCCUUUCGCGAUCGUAGAAACAAACACACAAAAACGCUUGAAGACAGUAUUGUUCACUUCGAGACGAUGAUCAAGGACUUGAAAGAGUCAAAUAUUCAAACAACCGAACGUGCUGAGCAAGCUGAAGAGCGCUGUCGACACCUUGAGUCAGAAUUAUCUUGCUUACAAAAACUAGUCCAGACUGUCUUGAUUGAUAAUCAAAAACUUCAAUAUCAGCUUGAUGCCUUUCUUAUUUCAAGUGUGUCAAUGUAAUCCAGACAAAUUUAUUUAUUUCUAUUAGAUAACAACCAAUUAUUUCCAUACCUUCCUCAGGCAGACAUGAACGUAUUAACAAAGUCAAACACAGGCGAGUCUCAUCAUAUUUCUUUUAAAAAAAAAGAUAAAUGAUCCUAGAGUUUCUUUUUCAUAGGCUACCCAUCUUUUUCUUAUCAGCAAUUUUAAAAUGUGUCUUGGCAAGUGUUUUAUAACGUCAAAGAACUUUCUGAUCCUAGUGUUUUUUUUUCUAUAGAUUUCUUCACAUGUCUAGGUGCACAAGCAAGCAACAUUUAUUAUUUACCGGAGGCUUACUGCGCCUACAAAUAAACAUCCUCUAAGCCUCCCCCUUUCUUUUCUUUAAACAAAUAAAACCAGUUUCAGGUACUCAAAAAAAAAAAACGACAAGUAAAGACAUAUUUGAGUGUUAUUAGAAAUCCAAAUUACCAAUGAGGUAAUCAUGAGAGCAC